Fundulus heteroclitus (mummichog) is the source of this 1421-nucleotide messenger RNA. Its product is annotated as tetraspanin-8-like. The transcript has 9 exons. The record is from RefSeq and is a predicted model, not a curated record. Gene Ontology annotation, cellular component: membrane. Bases 87 to 803 code for a protein of 238 amino acids. Lineage: Eukaryota; Metazoa; Chordata; Actinopteri; Cyprinodontiformes; Fundulidae.
ACUGGUGUUUUUAUAUCAUUUGCACACUGCAUCCCUGCGCUGUUCUGCUCUCCUCUUCUCCUCCUUGGGGUCAAACAAGAGAAACAAUGGGAAAAAUUAACGAAUGCCUCAAGUGGGUUUUUAUCUUCUUCAACUUUCUGUUUUUGAUCUUCGGAUGUGUGAUGAUAUAUCUGGCCGUGGGGUUUACUGUUGUUGCAUUUCAGACGUCAGCAUUUGGAGGUCCGGGAGUGGGCUGGCUCUGGGUGAUUGCCAUCUGCUUCUUUGGCAUCUCCUCUCUGGGAAUCUAUGCUGCCUGCUCUGAGAAGAGCCUUUUCCUCAAUAUCUUUGCAGGUUUUAUCGGGGUUGGAAUGAUCAUCAUGCUGAUCUUGGGAAUAGUUACGGCUGUUUCAAGAAACACGGUGAAAAACCAGUUUGAGAAAAACGCCAAAGAAAUUGCUGACAUCGUCAUGAAAAACAAUAUCUCAAGGGCCGGGCUCGACAACAUGCAACAACAGUUUCAGUGCUGUGGAGUGAUUAGUGCCGAUGACUGGGGCACAAAAAUACCAAAAUCCUGUGAAUGUGUGGAGGGAUCCUCUGGAAAGCCUACCUGUAAAUCCAAGCCUGUGGGAACCACUGGACCGGAUAAAAUCUAUGCCAAGGGCUGCAUGGAUACUAUCUUUAGUGUUAUUGAUGCUGACUUCAAGGUUUCAUUAGGCAUCUUUUUUGGAUUCGGUAUCACUGCACUGAUGGGCCUGCUCAUCUCCCUCCUCAUGAGCCAUCAGGUCAAACGUCACGACGGCAUGGGGGGACUGUGCAUCGGUUAAUGAAGUUAACUUGCGCCUCUGGAUGUAACCGGAUGUCUCAUCAUAUAAGUUUUUAGCAUUUAACUCAGAGUGAUUUUGUGGCAAAACUGCGAUCUGCUGUGACGCUCCUGUUUGCUACUGAGUUUAUAUCCAGAACCUUUCUUAUAUGAAAACAUCUAUUUUUGUACUUAUGUAUGCUUUAAUCUGUACUUGGAGUAAUAAAAAAUAGUAAUAGUAGUAAUCUGUAAGAUGUGAAAUAAAGAGCAUUCAGCAUCUUCUCUUCAGCAACAGCUUUAUCACACCUGAGUAGAUGGUAGACAACCCCGUUGUGCAGAUGUGAAACAUCAGCAAUUAUUAAGAAGUCAUGAGGAAAAAACAUGGACCCUAAAGGACAAACAUGGACUGCAUGUUUCAUUCUUCACCUUCUCUAUUAUCUGUUCUGUCCCUAAAUCAGGGGUCUGCAACCUGCAUGUGGCUCUUUGAACCUUCCACAAUGAUUCUUACUAACUUUUGGCUGAUCGAGAUCCAGCAAAUAUUUUUAAAUAUUGGCUCCAUAACAACAGCAGGUUUUAGCAGUUAUAUGGUUUGUUCAUGGAAUGACCACAUUGAAUUUGUACAACAUUAAAAAAUGGUAAUACA